Messenger RNA from Scaptodrosophila lebanonensis, 1524 nucleotides. RefSeq lists its product as uncharacterized. Lineage: Eukaryota; Metazoa; Arthropoda; Insecta; Diptera; Drosophilidae. The record is from RefSeq and is a predicted model, not a curated record. Bases 78 to 1481 code for a protein of 467 amino acids. The transcript has 4 exons.
UUGUCGUUGUCGUUGCCGUUGUCGUCGUCGAAGAAGCAAAAAUACAUUUAACAAAAUAAUUUAAUUAAAUUGUUAACAUGCUGGCAACCCAAGAGAACCGCUUUCAAUAUGUUUACUUCUCGCUCUCCGGCCUCGUCGCGUGCACAAUGUUAAUUUUGGUCUAUAUCUCCAUGCGCACCACCAUUAAUGAACGCCUGCGCGAUGAUCUCAAAGCAGCCCAACGCCAGCUCAUCUAUGAGAAACCGAAUCCCCACUGGAAUUAUUUAAAUAGUUGGCGACGCAUUGGAAACGCGACCUUGCGCCAUGAAAUCUAUUCAGCGUACUUCGAUACGCGUACGGAAAUUAUUGGCAAUGUGCGGCUGGAUGAGCACCAAAUGACGAUUGGAUCGUUGCGAAUAUUUGCCAUACUGCCCGAACGGCUAAGGGACUCUACACUGAGCUGUAUUGUGCGAUAUGCAGAUUUCAGCACCAAGGAAAUUGUGGCCGAGGAAGCGCGUGCCAUGCAGGAGGUGCACAAUAAUAGCUUUGCCGCUUGGACCAUUAUGUGUCCGGUGCACGUGCCCAGAAAUCAGGCAGCUCAGCUGCCACAGGCCGUGGCGCUCGGCUACUCCUCCAAUAGACUGAGUCAUUUGAGUCCCACCUAUAUACAAGUCAGUUAUCCUCGCAACAUGAGCGACAUGUUUGUCAAGUCCCGUCCCGCCAUCGGCGUCUGCGUUGGUCCUCUGCAGGACAACUACUCGAAUGUGAUGCGACUGGUGGAGUUCGUCGAGAUGUACCGCCUGCAGGGCGCUACACACUUUUAUUUCUACCACGUGGAGGCCAGCGAAGAAGUGCUUCGGGUGUUGGCGCACUAUAAGCACCUCGGACUGGCCGAUGUAUUCGAGUGGAAUGUGGGAGGACAUUUGCAGGACCUGCACUAUGCGGGAAUUGUGGCACAGUUCAACGAUUGCGUUUAUCGCGCCAAUGUGGUCGACAACUCGCGAUAUGCGGCCAUUGUGGAUCUGGACGAGGUGCUUAUGCCGCUGAAGCACAAUUCCCUGGCAGAGUAUUUGCGACAGUGCGACGAAGGACGUACUACGGCCUUCGUCUUUCGCAACGUAUUCUUCUAUCGGCGGGACAGCAACGACACCUUCAAUGCACCGGCACAUGCACGCAAUCGACUGCUCUACACCCAAACGAAGGUGCGUCGCACUCUGGAGGUCAUGCCCGCCUACGUUCGAAGCAAGCUGGUGGUAAACACCCGCUCUAUAGUCGAGAUGGGCAACCACCAGGUGUACCGCUCGGCGCCGGGCUUUGUGGAUCACGUAGUUCAUCAAACAGUGGGUCUGCUCUUUCAUUACCGGGACAAAUGCAUCAACUGCAAGAUGGUUUUGAUUGUGGACUAUACGGCCAGGCGCUUCGGAUCGCUGCUGUUCGAUCGCGUCGACGACACUUGUCUGGAGGUCUUCAUGGAGCGUCGCGGCAUUUGCGAGCUGGCGUAGCAGUCGUCUCUUAUCGCACCGCAACGCCCACAAAAUCGGUAAA